Molecule: messenger RNA, 1405 nt
Organism: Orbicella faveolata
Lineage: Eukaryota; Metazoa; Cnidaria; Anthozoa; Scleractinia; Merulinidae
Biological process (GO): protein ubiquitination; regulation of apoptotic process; ubiquitin-dependent protein catabolic process
Cellular component (GO): nucleus
Molecular function (GO): zinc ion binding; protein binding; ubiquitin protein ligase activity
Source: RefSeq, a predicted model, not a curated record
UAAUUUAUUCACUUUGCCUUGAGAAUGGUGUCAGGAUGACGCUGAAACAUCGGCUAUUAACUCUAAUAUUUGCUUGUUUAUGUUUUUAAAAGUCGUUGUUGAUCAAGAAUUAAAUUCCAUUUGUCAUUUAUCUGAGUUUCGUGUCAGUAUGAUAAAUUAUGUAAUGUUUUGUAUUCCUUUAAGAAUCCACAAGGAUAAAUCUUUUCACUGUGAGGUGUGUAAUGUCUGUCUUGAUAAACGUCUUGAAGGAAAACAUAAGUGCAGAGCAGAUUCUGGACACGAUGAAUGCUGUAUCUGCCUAGAGGAUGCGUUCAGUGGUUGCCAAAUCUUACCUUGUUCACAUAAGGUACAUCGGGAAUGCGCCAUCGCUAUGAUACAGAACGGAAUUCGCACGUGCCCAGUGUGUCGACACCCACUGUACAGCCCAGCUUCAGAGUGAACUUCGAUUCCAAACAAGCUUUUACUUGAUGUCGAACUAUUUGAUGUCGCGGAUUUUCCAGAUCAGAAAGAAAAAUUCAGAAUCAAUCAAGUCUCCAGAGUAAAGCAAUGCAAAUGGAAAAUUGGGAACAUAAAGAAGGCCAUUCCCGUAUCUUGAUUAAGGAGGAUUGUUGUGUUAAAUUGAGAUGAAGCUACUGGGUGCCACUACCGGUGUGAUCUUUGUUGAUUUUCGUGUCCUCUCAAAGAUCGCCUUUUGUCGGGUUAACUCCUGCUUUCCAAACUGUUUGCAGUUAGCGCCACGUCACAUCUAAUAUUACCACUCAGAAUACAAACUCUGACCUAUAUUAAGAUGACUAGUGACGAAGGAACAGCAAAAAGAGCUGGCUUGGAAAGACAGACCGGACUACCAAUGAGCAAGCUCUCUGUCUCUUGAGCUCACAAUUUCAGACUGGUGUCUUUGGCGUGAAGUCAAAGGAUUACAGCAUUGAGACAAUGAUAAGAUACUUAACUCUAUCUUUUUGCUAAAUAUAGGUGAUUACUUUGAUGAAGAAACAAUAGAAAGUAAUUACUUCGUUCAGUUUAAUGGGUGAUUUUGUGCUGUUAUCCACUAAGGCAAAUUCGUUGAUGGCGUUGGCCAUUAAUCCCGUUCAUUUUGUUUGGAAAGUUUUUCUUUGUUAUUGUUCAUUGUUCAACAUUGUAAUUUCUGAGAAAGAAAUUCAGUUUAUAUCAUGGCUAUUUCAAUAAUAUUGUGUUAUUAUUAUAUCCCAGUCUUAAAUUUAUAGGCACCAGAUUUCUCUUUCUAAUCUAUGAGAAUUUCAACAAAUAUUUAUUCAAAUUAUUCAAUCAUUCAUUCUCAUAAAAUACCUCUAAAUACUUUAUUUCAUUAUUCAUCACCCUUAUGUAUGUAAGUAUGAAAAUACUACUUUGUUUGAUUAAAUACAGUGGUGGUUGAAGGCUUAAUGUGAUA